This is a messenger RNA of Osmia bicornis bicornis, 556 nucleotides long. Its product is annotated as ATPase inhibitor mai-2, mitochondrial-like. Gene Ontology annotation, molecular function: ATPase inhibitor activity. The record is from RefSeq and is a predicted model, not a curated record. Bases 206 to 460 code for a protein of 84 amino acids. The transcript has 4 exons. NCBI's taxonomy places the organism in Eukaryota, Metazoa, Arthropoda, Insecta, Hymenoptera, Megachilidae. Gene Ontology annotation, biological process: negative regulation of ATP-dependent activity. Gene Ontology annotation, cellular component: mitochondrion.
UGGAAUCCUCAGAAACUACUGUACUUUGAAUUUUCUACGUAGAGAACAAUGCAACGAGUUAUCACUACGUUUUCUCGGGGUAUGGCUUCGCUGAGUUUAAUUCGGCAUCAGCUAUUGCACGGUUUUAGCACAAGGCACAAGUAAAAGCUAUCGUUUAUCGUGUUCUAGUAUCUUCUUCUCUAAGUUCUCAGUACACCAAGUGAAAAUGAUUGGUGAACGUGGAUCAGGUGCUGGCCACGGCGGAGGCGGUGGUGGUGCUAUUCGAGAGGCUGGAGGUGCUUUUGGAAAAAUGGAAGCUGCCCAUGAAGAUCAAUAUUUUUACAAUCAAGAUAAAGCAAAGCUUCAGAAACUAAAAAUGGAUCUGCACGAUGAGAUCUCCUUCCAUGAAGAACAAAUCAAGCGCCAUCAAGAAGCUAUAAACCGUCACAAACUAAGAAUUUCAGACAUGGACAGACGCUAAGUCUAUUUCCCUGCUGUAAAAUUCCUACUUUUCUAAGUAGGACGUUGUUCUUUUUAAUAAUGAAGCUAUUAAAUACUAUGGAUAGUAAUACUAGAA